AUGGCAGCGACAAUCACACAACUAAUCCUCUUUUUCACACUCUGUUUCACCACUACGGUGAAGAGCGUUCCCAACACGAACACAAGGAGCGUCCUCUGCAACUCCGGCGAGUACACCGGCGGCGACCCUUUCGCCAUCAGCCUAGCUUAUGUUCUUCAAGAGCUCCAGACCGAGACGCCGGCGAGAAAGAGCUAUGAUUACUACAAUAUUUCCCCUUACCCCAACGCCUUCGCCUACGGCCAUGCCACCUGCAACACGAAUCUCACCAGCCCAGAUUGCACAACUUGCCUGGGAGCCGCCAACGCCACCGUGACGGCCUCCUGUAGCCGCCGCAUCGGCGGCCGUGCCCUCCUCUUUGACUGCUCCAUCAGGUAUGAGCAGUACCCUUUUAAGGAAUGA
Ipomoea triloba (trilobed morning glory) is the source of this 399-nucleotide messenger RNA. RefSeq names its product antifungal protein ginkbilobin-like protein. The record is from RefSeq and is a predicted model, not a curated record. The transcript has a single exon. Bases 1 to 399 code for a protein of 132 amino acids. NCBI's taxonomy places the organism in Eukaryota, Viridiplantae, Streptophyta, Magnoliopsida, Solanales, Convolvulaceae. Gene Ontology annotation, cellular component: plasmodesma.